GCCUGAGAGCCUAUGCACACCUUGCGCUUCACCUGAGAGUUGAUUUUCAGACACAUCACCCAAGAGACCAGACCACACAUCACAGCUAUCAUGGCCCAGAAGUUCGUUGGGACCUGGAAGAUGGUGGAGAGCGAAAACUUUGAUGAUUACCUCAAGGCACUGGGUGUGGGCUUUGCUAUCCGCCAGGUAGCCGGCAGAGCCAAACCGACUAUGACCAUUUCCGUGGAUGCUGAUGGAACCAUAACUCUGAGUGGGGGAAGAAAAGAUAUCAAGUUCAAACUGAACGAAGAGUUCGAAGAGACCACUGGUGACGACAGACAGACUAAAAAUGUAGUGUCCAUGGACAAUGGCAAAAUGGUCCAGAGACAGAAAUGGGAUGGCAAGGAGACGACCAUCGUGAGAGAGUUUGUGAGCGACAACAAGUUUGUCACGACAUUUAAGCUUGGGGAUGUGGUGUCAAAGAGAACAUUCGAGAAGCAAGCAUGAGUUUGUGCACCAGCAGGACCUGAAAACCUGAGAGGAGAGACCACUCAUUUGUUCUCAUCAUUUCCUCUGGAUCACUGAAACAGAAUGAUGUUUCUCUCUCUCACUCACUCUCUCUCUCUCUCUCUCUCUGUCUCUCUCUCUCUCUCACUCUCCUAGUCAGAGUGUGUCAUGUUAUUGCUCUGUGUAUCAAUCAAGAAUCGGAAUAAAAGUUGAAUAAACAUCA
Molecule: messenger RNA, 709 nt
Organism: Sardina pilchardus (European sardine)
Lineage: Eukaryota; Metazoa; Chordata; Actinopteri; Clupeiformes; Clupeidae
Product: fatty acid-binding protein, heart-like
Exons: 4
Coding region: 91-486 (131 amino acids)
Biological process (GO): fatty acid transport
Cellular component (GO): nucleus; cytosol
Molecular function (GO): fatty acid binding
Source: RefSeq, a predicted model, not a curated record